AUGUCUCUCGCCGACCUUCCCAAUGAACUCUUGUUCGAAGUCAUAACCUGUCUCACCACACCAAAAGAUCUCAACGCGUUCGCCCAAACCAAUAAACACUUCUAUCUCCUUUCAAAUGACAAACUUUACCAUGCCCUGGACAAGCAACAAAUAUCAAGCAUCGUUGAAUGGACAGCAAAGGAGGGAAAAGUUGAAGUGGCGAAAAAUAUCAUCGAAAAAUGCAAAGACACAGACCGAAUGGAUGCCAUCGAGGCCGAAACACCAAUCAUCAUUGCCGCAGGAACUGGAUAUAUCAAAAUAGUCGAGCUAUUCCUGGAGCACGCCUUUACAAACGACAGCACAAAAAGCAAGGCAGCGACUCGAGCAGACCAGUUUCGUUCAGCAGUGUUCUGCGCUGUCCUGUUCAAUCAUAAGGACAUAGUCAAGCUGCUUUUCAACUUCAAGCCCCAUAUAAACUUCUACAAGCACAACUUCUUCAGUGCACACCCAUUGCGUGAUGCGGCUAGAUGCCAACUUCUCUCAAUGUCCAAGCUGUUGAUCAAAUAUGGAUGUGAUGUCAAUGAUCGCAGUGGAGGUGGACCGUCACCUUUGGCAAUUGCCGUGGAAAAAGGACAUGUUGGAAUGGUUCAAUUGUUCCUUCAGAAAAGCUCACUACAAGACGGCGCCGGAAAUGAAAGCCCUAUCGACGCAAAAUACUUUCGUGACUUGGUCACGCGCGCCGUGAGAUCUGGACAGAAUAAAGUAGUCAAACUACUGUUCAACUUCAAACCCCAUCUAGGAUUCUACAAACGCAAUUUUUACGCUGCUCGUCCAUUACUCAAAGCAGUUAGGUGUCAGCUCCCAUCCAUGGUCAAGCUGUUGAUCAGAUAUGGCUGUGAUGUCAAUGAUCACCGGAAAGGAGGACCCACAGCCCUAACUAUAGCUGCAUCUCAACCACCAAGUAAAACCAUGGAAAUGAUGCAGAUGAUUCAGAUUCUGAUGGAUGCCGGUGCAGAGCUUCAGGAUGAUCCCAAUGUACUACUCGAGGCCUUGGAAUCAGAGAACAUAGAACUGAUACAGUUUUUACUAGAACGCGGAUCUAGCCCACAGCAACUAAGCGAGGCCCAAAUUCUCAAAGAAUUUUCACGUAUGAAGCGCAACAGCCCUCAAGUGGGAGCUCUUCUGCUAAGCUGGCUCAACGUGGAUAGCGUCAUUGAAUCAGGCAGUAACCAGCGUUGGGCCCUACUGAAGGGGGCGAUCCUUCACCAGUUCAUCGAAUUUCUCGAACUGCUGAUAAAGGAGAAGGAUUUCCUUGCACCCUCUUACAGGCUAGAGCGUGCACGGCUAGGGAACUGUUGUCCAGUAAAUGUGGCUGCUUUCCAUCACCGCGAAGAGGCGCUUCAACUGCUUCUUGAUAACGGUGCCAAUCCAAAUGGCGAACUUGGCACAGGCCGGUCAUUGGACCUGGCACUCAGUACGGCUUUGAACAAAGGAAAGAAUUUGGAGACUGCGAGGAUUUUGCUUGAGAGAGGAGCAAACAGAAAAUUGGCUUCUCAAGACGCUGAAAAUCAGGCUUGGAUUGACCGGGCCCUUAUUUUGGACAAGGGGGAUAGACUUUGGGCCAGUAGUAUUUCCAUAUGA
Penicillium brevicompactum is the source of this 1620-nucleotide messenger RNA. Its product is annotated as ankyrin repeat domain-containing protein. Bases 1 to 1620 code for a protein of 539 amino acids. Lineage: Eukaryota; Fungi; Ascomycota; Eurotiomycetes; Eurotiales; Aspergillaceae. Gene Ontology annotation, molecular function: protein binding. The transcript has a single exon. The record is from RefSeq and is a predicted model, not a curated record.